AUGAAGGAUGUGGAGGAGUUCAGGGUGAUCUGGGCCCAUGGUGAUGUGUUGGCUCUCUGUCUGUCUCUCAGGUCAUCCUGCCUGUCUGUCUGUCUGUCUGACUGUCUGUCUGUCUCUCAGGUCAUCCUGUCUGCGUUCCAGCAGCAGAAAGAAGUGAAGUUAAAAAGUUCUCCGGCUGAUCUGGUGACAGAAACUGACCAACGGGUGGAGAAGCUCCUGAUCUCUGCCAUCAGCAGCAGAUUCCCGCAGCACAGGUUCAUCGGCGAGGAGUCUGUGGCGGCCGGCGAGCGUCUGCAGCUGACCGACAGCCCCACCUGGAUCAUCGACCCCAUCGACGGCACCGUCAACUUCGUACACAGGUUUCCAUUUGUGGCGAUCUCCAUCGCCUUCACCGUCAACAAGCAGACGGAGUUUGGGAUCGUGUACAGCUGUGUGGACGACAAACUGUUCACGGCUCAGAGAGGAAGAGGAGCGUUCCUCAACGGAGCGCCACUGCACGCCUCCGGACAGGAAGACGUCAGCAGGUGUGUGGUGGUGACGGAGAUCGGGGCGGAGCGUGAUGACCUCGCUCUCUCCACCCUAACCUCCAACAUCUGCAGACUGCUGCAGCUCCCUGUUCACGGGGUGCGUGCGCUGGGCACCGCGGCGGUGGACAUGGUCCAGGUGGCGGUGGGGGGGGCAGACGUCUACUACCACGUCGGGAUGCACUGCUGGGACAUCGCCGCGGCAGCCAUCAUCGUGCAGGAGGCUGGAGGCGUCGUCAUGGAUACAGACGGCUCGGUGUUUGACAUGAUGUCCCGCAGAGUGCUCGCCGCCAGCUCGGCCACCGUGGCCCGACGCAUCGCCGAGGUCAUCCGCGCGUUUCCCUGUCGCCGUGACGACGAGGAGACCGCCGGCAGCGGAGUGUAGGUCAGCUAACAGGAAGUCACACUGCUUCUUGUCAGCUGACAGGAAGUCACACUACUUCCUGUCUGGGAUGUUUGGCUGUUUAAAUAAAUCUGAGUCUAAAUAAAGUUAAA
Perca fluviatilis (European perch) is the source of this 1019-nucleotide messenger RNA. RefSeq names its product inositol monophosphatase 1-like. NCBI's taxonomy places the organism in Eukaryota, Metazoa, Chordata, Actinopteri, Perciformes, Percidae. The transcript is spliced from 8 exons. Gene Ontology annotation, biological process: signal transduction; inositol metabolic process; phosphatidylinositol phosphate biosynthetic process. Gene Ontology annotation, molecular function: inositol monophosphate 1-phosphatase activity. Bases 1 to 909 code for a protein of 302 amino acids. The record is from RefSeq and is a predicted model, not a curated record.